AUGGAGACUAAAUUGGAGCCGCUGUGGGUAUGCUUUCCAGGGAGGUGUGACUGGGCAAGACGGAGACAGACAGUUGAUGUCAGAGAGACCUGGGAAGAAAGACAGAUGGCCUGGAGCAGCAGCAGCAGUGGGAAAGGAACACAAAGACCCCAAGCCCCCCCAGAGUCAGCGACCGAGAGGAAGGAAAAAGAAGCCGACGCCCCGGGCAUCUCGCAGGCCGCAGUCGGAGGUGAAGCCAGGCCAGGACCAGCCCAGCCCAUCUCUCCCGCGGCCCGAGUCCGGGGACGCGCGUCCCAUCGGUGCCCGGGCGAGUCUCACCGUAGGCGGGACAAGGACUUCGGCCUCCCGCCCGCCCAGGCUCGGGCCACGCCACUCCAGCACCCCGCCCUGUCUGUCCGCCCCGGCCACGUGGAAGCCGCCGACAAACCCCCGGGACCAGAGGGCGGCGAGAACCUCCCCUCCGCCGGAUCCGCUGGGGCAGCCGCCGCCGCCGUCGCUCUGCGAAGCCCCGGGGAAGGCUUCCCCCAGCGCCCCCUUCAGACCUGUGCUUACACCUGGGAGCUAGAGAAUCUAUGCAACCUUGACUUUAAAGAGAUGAGCCCACCUACACCUGAACAGAAAGGGAAGCUUAAGAUCGGGCUUUCACUGCUGAGCCUCCAAAAACGAAUCAGAUGUUCCAUUACAUGCCAAACGCUCAAAACAUCGAAAGGAAGAUAUUUUACAAAAGGUUGUCAGAUUUCUAAGGUGCUAGGAACACUGGGUCCUCUAAUUCUCCCUUCAACUAAAAAGCUGAAAGCAGAUUUCUUAAAGUGCACUGCGUGGGAAUCAAUAGGUGUUUGGUGAAUAAAAGGAUCCCAUGUCAGAUACGGAUUAAACAAAUACUGGACGUAUAAAAAAUCGAAAAAAAAUCACUUAUAAAUUAAAAAAAAA
Messenger RNA from Lagenorhynchus albirostris (white-beaked dolphin), 930 nucleotides. RefSeq lists its product as uncharacterized. The record is from RefSeq and is a predicted model, not a curated record. The coding region runs from base 1 to 843 and encodes 280 amino acids. The transcript has 3 exons. Lineage: Eukaryota; Metazoa; Chordata; Mammalia; Artiodactyla; Delphinidae.